Messenger RNA from Mytilus trossulus (common blue mussel), 1444 nucleotides. RefSeq lists its product as uncharacterized. Lineage: Eukaryota; Metazoa; Mollusca; Bivalvia; Mytilida; Mytilidae. The transcript is spliced from 12 exons. The record is from RefSeq and is a predicted model, not a curated record. The coding region runs from base 48 to 1439 and encodes 463 amino acids.
UCCGCUAGUGUAUAGAUAAGACUUCGAUUUGUACUAGUCAACAGAAAAUGGAGUCAUUUCGUCUUGUAUUAUCUGUCAUUGUAAGUUUGGCUCACCUUGGAUUACCAGUACUAAGUGAUCAUAAGUUCUGUGCCUAUGCCUUCAAGGAGAAUCCAUUUGCCUGUCAGUAUCCCAAAGUAUACCAAAGAUGUGGACACGAAUGUGAUAAGAGACAAUUAAGCUGCUUUAAAUGUUCAUCCGUUGAAGACCCAAGUCAUUGUCAAACAACUACUACAUGUGGACCAUCUCAGGCGUGCUCAAUGACAGGGUUUAUAGACCAAAGUUUUCGUAAGAGAUAUGCUCUAGGAUGUGUCAAUACAACGCAAUGCAAUAUUUUCCAUGAAUCACGACACACAAGGAACGAACUACAUUUGCCUGGAUACUGCUGCAAACAAGAUAAAUGUAAUUCCAAUCUGGUCAAACCAACGGAUCCCCUGUCAGUAUCUAAAGAAUGCCGUGAUGCGACACCAUAUGCAUGCCAAUAUAUGUUAGAUAAAAACCAGAAUAUAUGCAACCAUCACGCUACAACUCGUGAAAUAUGCGCAGCCAUGUGUGGAGAAUGUCAUGGUCCACUGAGUUGUCUUAACUGCACUGAUAUUGGUGAGAAUGAGAUAUGCCAGACAUUUGAAUCAUGUGACAAUGGAAAGAAGUGCAUUAUUGACCGUGAAGUAAACAUUCAGACCAUGGCAGUUAAAUACAGGAUGGGGUGUUCCACUGCAAAUGUCUGUUCUGCAAUGGCGAAUGGUCAUGACGCGUCUUGUUGCAAUACGCAUUCCUGUAAUAACCAAGUUUUGCUGCUUUCAAAACUGUCUCAGACAACAGUUCCAAGUACGAUAACAACAACACCAACAACGACAACUCAGCCAACUACGACAACACAGACAACAACAACAACUAGGCCAACAACGACAACACAGACAACGACGACAGCUCAGCCAACAACUAUAACAACAGAGCAACCCACCACUACAACAAUCAGAGUAACGUACCCAGCGCUGAACUGUGGAGUAGAUUUUGUACAAGUUGGUGGGACAUGUUAUUAUAUUAACCCAGAAGGCAGGACAGAGAUAUGGGAAGAUGCAAAGGUUAUCUGCAUGGCAUUAGAUAGUCAGCUGGUAGAAUUUGAGACAGAAAGAGAAUUAAAGGAAAUGAAAAAUUAUCUUAUAUCCAAACACGGUUAUGACCGACAUUAUUCAUAUUGGAUUGGUGGGAAGAAAAACCCUCAAUCAUCAAGCUGGGAAUGGGAUUCUAGUAAUUCACCUAUUUUAACAACUGCAUGGUUCGGAGACAAAGACAGUAACACGCAAGGAGAAUGUUUAGAAUACGGAGCAAUGUAUGAUUUUAAGUGGUAUGGUGGACGAUGUCACCUUCAAUCUAAUUUCAUUUGUGAAAAGAAAUAAUUCUC